UUAAUUAAUUAUUUUUUUAAGAACAAAACAAAGUAAAAAUGCAAACGCUUCACUCCCCUGCCUUUGAUAGAUAGAUAGAUUGAUUGAUUUUGAAUUCAGAAGAAACUCUUUCUAAAAUAAAUCCAAACCUUAUUAGAGUAGAGUAGAAUCUAGAUACAUACUACUCCAUCCAUAAACCGGUGUCGUUUUCGAUUACAAGUGAUGGGAGAUGAGAAAUCGGCGAUCGUGAUGGCGAGUAGAGAUCGAGAGCUUCUCAUACCGGUCGCUGACUCCCCCGAUGUUGAAGUCGCUUCCAAACCCUCUUCUUCUUCUUCCUCAUCAUCGCAUCACUCAGGACGCGAGACGUUUUACAAAGUUGUUAGGAGCUGGGCUUCAAAAAAAUUCAUGACAGGAUGUGUCAUACUGUUUCCUAUUGCAAUCACUUUCUACAUAACAUGGUGGUUUGUUCACUUUGUUGAUGGAUUCUUCUCUCCAAUCUAUGCCCAUCUUGGAAUUGAUAUCUUUGGUCUUGGAUUUAUAACCUCCAUAACAUUCAUUUUCUUGGUUGGGGUAUUCAUGUCAUCUUGGUUGGGAGCUUCUGUCCUGAGCCUUGGGGAGUGGUUUAUCAAACGGAUGCCAUUUGUUCGUCAUAUUUAUAAUGCCUCCAAGCAAAUUAGUGCUGCCAUAUCACCAGACCAAAAUACUCAAGCUUUCAAGGAAGUGGCCAUUAUAAGGCAUCCACGUAUUGGUGAAUAUGCUUUUGGGUUCAUUACAUCAUCUGUCAUCCUCCAGAACUACUCUGGAGAAGAGGAGUUAUGCUGUGUCUAUGUUCCCACGAAUCAUCUGUACAUUGGAGAUAUAUUCCUAGUCAAUACCAAGGAUGUUAUCAGACCCAAUCUUUCAGUCCGAGAAGGAAUUGAAAUUGUGGUGUCUGGGGGGGUGUCAAUGCCCCAGAUCCUGUCAACACUUGAUUCACGUGUUUCAGUGGAUAGAAGUAGAUCUGAAAGAAGCUGAGAUUGAAGAAAAUAGUUGUAGAUGAUCAUUUUUUACUUAUAUUGGUUUCAUAUCGAGUCAUCAGAAUGACCACUCAAUCAGAUUUGUGCUGAUAGCACUGGAUUCGAGGUUAGAUCUAAAAAACUAUGGCUGUAUCAGAUUCUGGUGGCUUGUGUAACAUUUGUUAUUAAGAAUGUAGAUUCAGUAUUUGCUUGGAAUA
Messenger RNA from Populus euphratica (Euphrates poplar), 1192 nucleotides. RefSeq lists its product as uncharacterized. NCBI's taxonomy places the organism in Eukaryota, Viridiplantae, Streptophyta, Magnoliopsida, Malpighiales, Salicaceae. The record is from RefSeq and is a predicted model, not a curated record. Bases 202 to 993 code for a protein of 263 amino acids. Gene Ontology annotation, cellular component: Golgi apparatus. Gene Ontology annotation, biological process: stem vascular tissue pattern formation. The transcript has 7 exons.